Penicillium waksmanii is the source of this 2142-nucleotide messenger RNA. RefSeq lists its product as uncharacterized. NCBI's taxonomy places the organism in Eukaryota, Fungi, Ascomycota, Eurotiomycetes, Eurotiales, Aspergillaceae. The record is from RefSeq and is a predicted model, not a curated record. The transcript has a single exon. Bases 1 to 2142 code for a protein of 713 amino acids.
AUGGUCCUCCCUGUUCGGAUAUGGCUACGGUUUCAAUAUUGGACUACCCUGUAUCGGAGAAAGAAUCCAUUUAGCAUACCAAACCUUACCACCACACUUCCGAUGGCAUGGAUCUCCGGUGACCUUCUCGCUGGAAUCAUUGCGAGCCGAUUUCAAAGAGCGCAUCCGGAUAUAACUUUCCAUCGCAGGAAAACGAAAGGCAAGGGGCGAGUGAAAUCACAAAACCAAGAAGAACAUGGAGACAUUGCCAGUCCUGGAAUAGAAAGAGGAAAUUUGAGCCGAAAGCCCAAUCCGCUUUCUGUAGUGCAUACGCCACGGAGUAAAAAUGCACAGAAGAAAGCUCGCCAAAAGAAGCGACACCAGACUCAGAAGCGAGAAGAGACAGCAGCAACAUAUUCCCAGCAGCAGGAGAAGCUUGAAACCUCGCUCAUGGCAAGUGGCCCAGCCAUUGAGAUUUCUCCUCUCCCUUCGCUCUUAUCCGCUGGAGGUGUUCUCAUCUCACCUGCUGUGGGGACUCCGUUCCCUAUAUCGACACCAGGCACCUCUGACCCCCCAACUACAUGUCCCCCCAGCGCACUUUCGGUAUUUCUCUCCAACAAUAUUUCAAUCGAACUUCAGGCUCGCCGUAGCAUCUACGAAGAAUUUGUAGAUCUUGAAUUAUUGAGCGACGAAAAACAAAUGGUUCAGAUGGCAGGCAUCCACGGCAAGGAGCGCAUGGCAAACUACGGCAAGGACUGCGAAUCUCAGCAACACUUCUUACGCGGAGUCAGUGCAAAAACUACGAAAGGAGGGAAAUCUCCAGUGCAAAAUUCAUCCUCGCUUAUCGAUAAAGCUUCCGCGUUUGUUGGUGUAGUCCAACCCAGUGCACGUCCUACAACUUCUUUCACUCCACCACUUCAAUCCACCACCCACACUCAACCCAUCACACAGACACCUUUGAAAAAUCGCUCGAGUUCAUCGAACUCAACCUUUACAGAAAUGAAAAAUGACAGCUCAACAGAUCCCUUUUGCACAGGACGGACGGCUUCAAGCCCUCCGAACCUGGCAGCAAGCUCUCAAAGUUUCCCAGGUCCUGUCGCUUCGGCUCUCACUUACAUCCCUCGGUCUAUUCCAGCAAACCGAGAAAUGGUCCAGGACCCCAAGAGAUAUCAAGUGCUAGCAAAGCCAACAGAUGGGAGCUUCUUUAUUGACUUGAUGUUCCAUCCCCUAACAUGCCGGAAAAGCGGAUGUCAAAAGGUAUGCAAUCUGUACGAUGGAUCAACGGUAAUCUGCCCAUGCUGUGGGCCAUAUUCAAAAACCAGAUACUGCUGCCAAGAUCACCUAGUUCUCGAUCUUCAGAGCCACUGGGGCUCCGAAAAGCUGACCUUCAGACACUAUUGCGUUCCAGAUUCUAUCCCACACGACGUCCGCGAAGGCAUCCCCUUGCUGAUCAACAUCCAUGGCUGGGACACACCUCAACGCCACCGACAGGCUGUUUGUUUCAAUACCUCACAUAAAGCAGCUGACUAUAUCGUUUUUGAUUACAGCAACCCCAACGCCACGGAUCAGGAGAACCCCUACGCACAGCAGGAGAUAUCUGUCCUGCCUCUCUAUCCUCUCAAGUUCGACGACCCCGAGGAGAAAGACCGAUUCCGCAGAUGUCUGGCCAUCAGUCUCUUUGCUCCCGUGACAAAUUCUAGAUUGGUCGAGUACUUCUUUCGCCUGGUAAGGGACAAGAUGAAGAGUCUUAAUCAAUGGGAUUACUACAACGCAGCCCUUGUGCAGGACCAGAUCUUCCGAGAAACCGGCCUCGACUUCCCUCCAAAUACCGUGGGGCCCAAACACGCCUGUCAGACAGAAUGGAACGGCAAAAACCCCAACCACUGCCAGAAUGCAAUCUGUUCCAGUGAACGUCUACAAUAUCUGCUGGGGGACCAAAGCACGAGAGUUUUUCACCGAUUGGAAUGCGAACGAUUGGAAUCUCUGCACUGGAUCUUGCGUGUCAACCGAACUACUCAUCCAAAAGUGAGUAAGGCACAAGAUCGAAUGCGCGGUGUAGGCUUUGACGAAGUGUUACCCAAACACCAGCGCCUUUUCCGACGCGGUGAGCAGUUUGAAGGGGCAGGAUCUGGGCCGAUUGAACUUGAAGGGGUCAAUUGCUGA